UUUCAGAUUUCAUCGUGGGACUUAUUCCUAUAUUUCAUUCUAUUAACUCCACAAUUUUUUUACGAUUACAAUCAGUUUUUGUCAUGAAUUUGGAUUAAAUUUGGAACAAAGAAGCUCAGAAUGAAUCCAUGUGUACUAACUCUAUUAUAUAGUAUUGCGGUGAUUUCCGCAGUACAUCACUCAAUGACACCACUAGAGUUGAAGCACUUUUUCGGAACAGAAAACAAAGACAAAGUUCCUGUAUACUUUUUGGACGACAACAAAAAACACAGACGGCAUGUUGAUGAUGGAUUCAAAAUGGAUUUCCUUAUCGAUGGAGUCAUGGAGACGUUCGUGUUGCGCAAUAAACCGCAUCUGUUCUCUGAAGGUUAUCAUAUAAUGGAAAACGACGUUGAAUUAAUGAUGCAUCCACUAAAAGAUUGUGUUUACGAAGGUGAAAGUGCCGUUCGGAACGGCACGCGAAUCGGUCUCGUCGGCUGCGGAAACAAAAUGAAUGGUAUGGUUGUUGCUGACAACGGGGAUUAUCACUUGAUCCAAUCCCAUCACCAAACUGGCCAUCAUGUUAUUCACAAACGGAGUAUUGAGUCCAUCGAUCAUGAAUGCCAAUUUGAUGCCAAUGAAGAUCCGUAUCCAGAAGAUCGAGAGGAAAUCGCGAUGAAGAGUAUGUUGAUACGAAUGGUGAAAGAUAUUAGAAGGGCCGAACCACAUCGAAGAGAUAUCCUCACCGUAGAGUUGGCUGUAUUUGCGGAUGAUGCAAUGUGGGAUCAUUUUAAGAAAAUGUACGGGAAAGCUGCAGAGGAGAAUAUGCACACUUUCAUCAUGGCAGUUGUGAAUAAUAUUGAUGUUCUCUACACCCAAAGACUUCUUCAACCCAGAAUCAACAUCAAAAUUGUCAGAUAUGAAAUCCUGAAAAAUAUUCCACAUUUAAUGAAUGCAAGAAAACACUCAAAUGGAGACGUCGAUAGACUUCUCGACGCAUUUUGCCAGUACCAAAACGAAAUAAACCCCCCGAAUGAUGCAGACCCCAGGCAUUGGGACCAUGCUCUUCUAUUCUCUGGAUACGAUCUCCAUCGAAACGGAGUAAAAACAGUUGCCGGUUACGCCCCGGUUAAAGGGAUGUGUAGUGGUGUUCGAUCGUGUACAAUCAAUGAAGGCCUCGACUUUGGCAGUGUUUUUGUGGUCACUCACGAGAUGGGUCAUAGUUUGGGAAUGUAUCAUGAUGGGGACAACGAAUGUGAUCUGAGGUGUUGCAUAAUGAGCCCGUCGGUGGGAAGUGGAAAGACUCACUGGAGCCAAUGUUCUGUGAAUGAAAUGGCAACUUUUGUUGGGCACUUGGGAGAUGAUUUCCGCCCUCCGAACUGCUUACAAGAUGCGUCGGCUAAUGAACAACGCAUGGUUGCAUUUAAAGAAUCCGAGCCACCUGGGCAGUUGUUUACACUUGACGAACAGUGUGAGAUAUUUCACGGUGAAUGUUGGAAGCAUGAAUUGAAAGAUGGACAGACAAUGCAGAACAUCUGUCAAAUGGUGUGGUGUGGCAACGGAGAAGGUGUUAUUCGAACGGCGCAUCCAGCCUUAGAGGGAACGUACUGUGGAUUCGGAAUGAUAUGUCGUCAAGGACAAUGCGUUGGAUCGAGUCAAUUGAUGAGGGUUACUGUAGGUGGUUGGUCCACGUGGAACGAUCGACCCGCACCAACUUGCGGUGGAAGGUGUUCGCAGUGUGAGAUUCGAGGACAAAUUCGAAUUAUGCGAAGUAUCAGACAGUGUAAUAAUCCAAGUUCCAACAAUGGAGGCGCACCAUGUCAAGGUGAUGAGGCGCGUGGAAUGGUUUGUCAUAGAGAUGUAUGUAACGGUGACUCCAUAGAAAAUUAUGCAACUCGAGUUUGCUCUCGUCUUCGCGAUGAAAACGCUAUUCCAAACACAAUAUUGUCUGGUGAAGGCAUGCAAUUUGAACAGGCAAUGUGUAAAAUUUGGUGUCUAAUUUCGGGAUCAACGAACAUCCGAACAGUUUCCAAUUUUCCCGACGGAGCUCCGUGCGGGCCUGGGCAAUAUUGCAUAAAAGGAGAAUGCCGGCCCCUUCUCUGUGGUUCGACAACACUUGCAUAUUCUGAAGCUGAUUGUCCUCUCAGUGUUCUACAGACAACAACUACGCCACCAAUGCCACAUGUUCAUUCUGUGGAUCAAUUUGCAGGAAAAACCAAUCCAUACAAAGAACACAAGAAAACCCCCUUCCUCAACGAGUGGUCCGGAUGGUCUGUUUGGUCAGAGUGCGUCACUUAUGAUUGCCACACACAAGGAGUCAAAGUUCGAGUUCGACGUUGCUUGGCGGGAGUAUGUGCUGGAGCUCUGCGUGAACGCCAGCCAUGCACACGACCAUGUACUGGAUCUGAAAGACCAUUAACUACGUCACCGCCGCAGCAGACGUUCAGAAAUAGAUUCAUUGCUCCACUUCCUAACAGGCAAACCAACAUGAUUUUACGGAAAGUUGAUCACUGGGGACCAUGGUCAGCUUGCAGUGUAACUUGUGGAACCGGGCAAAAGCUCAGAAGACGAGAAAACUGCAUCGGGCAAGAAUGUGCCGAAACCGGACCAUGUGUAAUGCAAUCGUGUAGAGAAAACAAAAAUACUUGGACAGAAUGGUCGCAAUGGUCAGAUUGCUCUGUAAACUGCGGAGAAGGAGUGCAAUUCAGGAAGCGAGCAUGUUUUGCAGCCUUUUGCCGUGGAAAAGACAGCGAUGUUAGAAAUUGUUAUGGGCAGAGAUGCUCCGAAACCACAACACGUAGACCACUUGUAAAUAGAUCUGGUCUUUGGACGGGAUGGUCGUCCUGGUCCUCUUGCAGCACAAAGUGUGGUAUUGGACAACGAACAAGGAGGAGAAGGUGUUAUCAAGGAUCUUGCUUGGGUGACGAUAAUGAGAAAGAAAGAUGCAUUGGUUCUCAGUGCUGAUGCACAUCACAACGUGUCCAAAGAAACACACACAGAGAGCCAUCAGUUUUUCAAUCGAAACCACAUGCUGUCUCAGUAGAACGAACGAGAAGAAGAGAUUUGAAAUUUAAAAUUCAAAAUUAGUAGCAGACUUUAUAGAUGUAAUGCUCUUUUUUUUCUCGUUCCCUGUGUACUUUCAACGCUUUUAUAAUUGUUUUAAACUAGACAUUCUCAGCGGGUCUCUCUUUUUUGUUUAUACAAGAUGUCAUCGUACAUCUAUUGCAUAUUACACUAAUAAAACAUUCAAGUUUUU
Caenorhabditis elegans is the source of this 3235-nucleotide messenger RNA. It is a transcript of the gene adt-3, whose product is annotated as Peptidase M12B domain-containing protein. Gene Ontology annotation, biological process: proteolysis. NCBI's taxonomy places the organism in Eukaryota, Metazoa, Nematoda, Chromadorea, Rhabditida, Rhabditidae. The record is from RefSeq and is marked reviewed. Gene Ontology annotation, molecular function: metalloendopeptidase activity; metallopeptidase activity. Gene Ontology annotation, cellular component: extracellular region.